UUUUCUUCCCUUGCCUCCUCAUCAUCUACAAUGGCAUCCAAUAUCCUCCAAAUCCCAUUCCGGCGCUCUCACACUGUCUCCCUGUCGGAUGCUAUCACUCAAUACAUCUCCACCAAAUAUGAUCAGCGUCCGGAUAUGUUCGCAGAUGAUCUUUUGAUCAUCGAUCGUCUGCGAACAGAAGCCAUCAAUGUCCAGGAACCCCACAUCAGCGGGAUAAGCAGACUUGUUACGUACGCCGCGCAGCUCAAAUGGCUGGGCGGGAAGUUCCCAGUCGAUAUCGGUGUUGAGUUCCCGUGGUACCCCGCGUUUGGGUUCAAUACAUCACGACCGAUCUCGCAGAACAACAUUCGUUUCGAACUUGCGAAUAUCCUAUUUAAUUUAGGAGCCUUGUACUCUCAGCUAGCGUUCGCAUUGAACCGGACGACCCCCGAUGGACUCAAGCAGGCCUGCAACUACUUCUGUCAGGCGGCUGGUGUCCUGAGCCAUCUCCGAAAAGAUAUUCUCGCCGAUCUUCGAACAUCGCCUCCGGAGGAUAUGGAUGAGAUGACUCUCGAGAGUUUGGAAAAGCUCUUGCUGGCGCAGGCCCAGGAGUGCUUCUGGCAAAAGGCCGUGAAGGACGGGCUGAAGGAUGCGUCUAUCGCCCGUCUCGCGGCCAAGGUCUCUGACUUCUACGCGGAUUCUGGGGACUGCGCAGUCAAAUCUAACGCUAUAAGUCCGGAGUGGAUCCACCAUAUGACGGCCAAGCACCACCAUUUUGCUGCUGCGGCACAAUAUCGGCAAUCGCUGGACUGUCUGGAGAAGCGCAAAUACGGCGAGGAGGUUGCCCGCCUGAGAGAUAGUGUGGCAUGUGUUAAUGAGGCACUGAAAGAAUCCCGCUGGAUUAACCGGACCGUGUUGGGGGAUCUGAACGGAUUGAAGAGCCGUGUGACGGAGGACUUGAAACGCGCGGAGAAGGACAAUGACGUGAUAUACCUCAACCCUGUGCCGCCCAAGUCAGAACUCAAGACGGUCGAACGUGCCAGUAUGGUAGCAGCCAAAGCUCCGUCCCAGGUGACAGACGCUAUAUCUAUGCUCGGGGACAAUGGGCCUCUAGGACAGCCGCUGUUUUCGAAGCUGGUCCCGUAUGCCGUGCACAUCGCAGCCAGUAUUUAUUCGGACCGUCGCGAUCGACUGGUGAAUGAAAAUGUCAUUGGAGAGUUGGAGACUAUGACAGACAAGCUGAGAGAAUUACUGUCAUCGUUGAAUCUCCCAGGUUCUUUGCAGGCGCUGGAAAAGCCACUUGGGCUGCCCCCAACUCUUGUGUCGCAUGCGGAAGAAAUGCGACAGCAAGACGGCUUGUACCGGCUACGAAGGUCCCUUGAAGAUACGGCCAAAGUAAAAACAAACGACAUGGCCGUAUAUAACGAGGGAGUCGAAAUUCUAGCAGCAGAAAAGGCCGAGGACGAUGCGUCUCGCAUGAAAUAUGGAACUGAUCGGUGGAGUAGACAGUCAUCUGAGGCCGCAAACCCGAAGGUCUACAACACGGCCAAGGAGAUUAACGGCUACUUCACAUCGGCCCAGAGCAGUGACAAACUAGUCGAGCAGAAGCUUAAGGGCUCUGAAGUUGUAUUCCGGGUACUGACAGGCACUAACCGAGAUCUGGAGAUGUACGUGCCCAGCAGCCGGAGGCCUGCCAUCACGCCAGAGGUGGAGCGGGAGUCUGUUCGCCUUCGCAGCUGUUUGAGCGAAGUCAGUCGGUUGGAAAACAGAAGGAAGAGAAGGGCGCUAGCUUUGAAGGAUAAAUGCAAGUCGGAUGACAUCAGUCAAGCACUACUCAAGGAGACCGCUCGCUUGGAACGCGAAUUCCCGAUGCAAACGAUUCAGGCGAGUCAUUUCGAAGAACUAUUCGAGGAGCAGUUGCAUCUAUAUGACCCGGACCUGGAGAUGGUUACACAAGAGCAGCAUGACCAGGACCAGAUCGCUGCACAGGUGCGCGAAGCCAACCGUGCGUUCACAAGGGCGCACACUGGCGAUGCAUCGACCAAGGAGCGCGAGAAGGCGCUGCAGGAAUUGGAGAAUGGAUAUUUGAAGUAUAAGGAGAUAAUUUCCAACAUUGAGGUUGGGCGGAAGUUCUACAAUGACUUGGCCAAGAUUGUUGGCAGGUUCCGUGACGACUGCAAGGCCUUUGUGAACCAGCGAAGGAUGGAAGCGAGUCAAAUCGAGGGUGAAAUUUCUAGCGUCGCUGCGAUGGCGUCACUCAAUAUUUCACAACCGCGUCUUCGCCAGCCGACGUUCAGCCCUGCUGCCCUUCCCCCUCAACCUCCACAACCACAACCGCAACCUCAGGUCCCGGUGAGAGCUUCAUCACCGGAGGAACCCCUGACAGCACCGCAGCCGACCAGAGCGCCUGUUGCUCCCCCAGCAGUUCCAACGCCGGGAAUGUGGACGCCCGAGAUGGGAAUUCGAUUUGGAGGCGCACCAGCAAGUGGAAGACAACCGGGCAAAUGGGAUCCUAGCCAGGGGGUGAGGUUCUCAUAA
Aspergillus wentii DTO 134E9 is the source of this 2517-nucleotide messenger RNA. Its product is annotated as putative pH signal transduction protein PalA. Gene Ontology annotation, cellular component: endosome. The record is from RefSeq and is a predicted model, not a curated record. The transcript has 8 exons. Bases 31 to 2517 code for a protein of 828 amino acids. Lineage: Eukaryota; Fungi; Ascomycota; Eurotiomycetes; Eurotiales; Aspergillaceae. Gene Ontology annotation, molecular function: protein binding.